Molecule: messenger RNA, 1807 nt
Organism: Coregonus sp. 'balchen'
Lineage: Eukaryota; Metazoa; Chordata; Actinopteri; Salmoniformes; Salmonidae
Source: the annotation of a GenBank genome assembly
UCUAUUGAUUCUGCUGACACUAUGUGGGUGACUAACCUGGUAGCCAUGGUCUUAUUGGCCACUGCAGCCUCCGCUGCCACCGCCGCCUCAGCAGACAAGGUCCUGAGCAACCACGCCACCCUGCUGGCUGACAACAGCGCCAGCCUGGCCUUCAGCCUCUACCAGAACAUGGCCAAGGAAAAGGACCUGGAGAACAUCCUCAUCUCUCCCGUGGUGGUGGCCUCUUCCCUGGGCCUGGUGGCACUCGGGGGCAAGGCCUCCACCACCUCCCAGGUCAAGAUCGUGCUGAGCGCAGACAAAGUGAAGGACGAGCAGCUGCACGCCGGCUUGGCCGAGCUCCUGGAGGAGGUCAGCAACUCCAAGGCCCGUAACGUCACCUGGAAGAUCAACAACCGCCUAUACAGCCCCAGCUCAGUCAACGUUGCAGAAGCCUUUGUCAAGAGCAGCAAGAAGCACUACAAAUAUGACCACACUAAGAUAAACUUCAAGAACAAGAAGAGUGCUUUGAAGUCCAUCAACGAUUGGGCGGCCAAGUCCACCAAUGGCAAGCUGCCCGAGGUCACCAAGGAUGUGGAGAAGACCGAUGGGGCAAUGAUCAUCAACGCCAUGUUCUUCAAACGUGAGUUCUCUCUUACAAAGGACCAGAAUUUGAUAGAUGUACUCUUCUCUCUUUUGCUUAGUUUUUUCACUCAUUCAGAUAUUUACUAAUUUACAGUGUAAUUGUAUUUUACUUUAUAUCUGAACAGCCCAUUGGGAUGAACAGUUCCACCAUAAGAUGGUGGACAACCGUGGCUUCCUGGUGUCCCACUCUCACACUGUUGGUGUACCCAUGAUGCACCGCACAGGUCAGCCAACAUGGCCCUCAUUAUAAUAUCAUAAAGUACAUUUGAACUGAACUGGGGUGUUCUCAUUUCAAUGUGAAGGAAGAUGUACAGAAAUGCCCUAAAAGUGUCUCUGAGUCUGUAUUCAAACUGGCUGUAUCUGCAGGUCUCUAUGGCUUCCACGAGGACACAGUGAAUAAGCUGUUCAUCCUGAGCAUGCCCCUGGCCCAUAAAAAGUCCAGCCUGGUGUUCUUCAUGCCCUACCAAGUGGAGCCCCUGGAGAGACUGGAGAAGCUGCUGACCCGCAAGCAGCUGGACGACUGGAUGGGCAAGUUGAAGGAGACGGCUGUGGCUGUGUCUCUGCCCAAAGUCUGCAUGGAAGUCAGCCACAACAUCCAGGUACUGAAAAUACCUAGACAUGGCACAGGUCAUUGGUUAAAACAGAAUAUAUUAAUCAUUUUGUUAACAUUUUAUGAGCUACAAGUUUGAAUAACAAUAAUUCUGUUAACUGUUUAUGAGACACAAGUUUGAAUAACAUGUUAGUAUACAGUACACAUCACUGAUGCUCUUAGGUGGCUGAGAGUUCCUUCAAGCUUCAAACUUGUUUACAAUAAAGAUCACUCGCUUUCUCUCGCUCUCUCUCUCUCUCUCUCUCUCUCUCUCUCUUUCUCUCACUCUCACAGAAACACCUUGGGGAGCUGGGUCUGACUGAGGCUGUGGAUAAGACCAAGGCGGACCUGUCCAACAUCUCUGGGAAGAAGGACCUGUACCUGUCCAAUGUCUUCCAUGCCUCUGCCAUGGAGUGGGACACAGAUGGGAACCCCAUAGACACAAGCAUCUUCGGUACAGACAAGCUCAAGAACCCCAAGCUGUUCUACGCUGACCAUCCCUUCAUCUUCCUGGUGAAGGACACCAAGACCAACUCCAUCCUCUUCCUCGGCAGACUGGUGCGGCCUAAGGGCAAGAAGAUGAGAGAUGAAUUAUAA